Molecule: messenger RNA, 1198 nt
Organism: Lolium perenne
Lineage: Eukaryota; Viridiplantae; Streptophyta; Magnoliopsida; Poales; Poaceae
Product: expansin-B2
Biological process (GO): sexual reproduction
Cellular component (GO): extracellular region
Source: RefSeq, a predicted model, not a curated record
CCGGCCAUCGAUCAAACCACAUCUGCCCAUAUAUAGGAGAGGACCAGUACGUUGGCUGCUAGAAAGUAGUAGGAGUACGUGCACAAUUGGCCCCUAGCCUGCAAGUAUGGUUGGGGUUUCCAGGAAUGCAGUUGCACUUGCCACACUCGUCUCCUUGCUUCUCACGUAUGGCUGUUGCGCCCAGCAGCGGCACCUCAACUACACCUCCAAGCUGGCCAAGGCCUCCAGCUCCCCAUGGCUCCCGGCCAAGGCCACCUGGUACGGCGCCCCCACCGGCGCCGGCCCCGACGACAACGGUGGUGCUUGCGGCUACAAGCAUGUGAACCAGUACCCGUUCAUGUCCAUGGGAUCCUGCGGCAACGAGCCCCUCUUCAAGGACGGCAUGGGGUGCGGCGCCUGCUACCGGAUACGAUGCGUUGGCGACCGUUCCUGCUCCGGCAAGCCGGAGACGGUGAUGAUCACGGACAUGAACUACUACCCGGUGGCCAAGUACCACUUCGAUCUCAGCGGCACGGCGUUCGGCGCCAUGGCCAAGCCCGGCCUCAACGACAAGCUCCGCCACUCCGGCAUCAUCGACAUCCAGUUCAGGCGGGUGCGGUGCCAGCACCAGGGCCUCAACGUCGGCUUCCACGUGCAGCAUGGCUCCAACCCCAACUACCUCGCCGUGCUUGUCCAGUACGCGAACCAGGAAGGCACCGUGGUGCGAAUGGACCUAAUGCAGUCCACCAGGAACGGCAGCCCGACGGGAACCUGGGAGCCGAUGACCCACUCCUGGGGCGCCAUCUUCAGGAGGGACACCAGCCGCCCGCUGCAGGGGCCAUUCUCGCUCCGCAUCCGCAGCGAGUCCGGAAAGACGCUGGUGGCCAAGCAGGUCAUCCCGGCCAACUGGAAGCCCGACACCGCAUACCGCUCCAACGUCCAGUUCCGCUGACCGCUACCUCGAUCUGGCACCCGAUGAACCUCCGGUGUUAAACAUGUGAAUGCGAAGUGGUACAAUAUUGGUUGUGGGAUUUCAAUUACUACUAUAGGUACAUGUUGUACGUGUUAGUCGUCUUGUGUGUCCAUGUGUGGGAAACGGGAGGCUAGCCGCCAUGUGCUACCCCGCCCACUAUCAUGAUUCGAAAUCUGAUCCAUUGUGAUCCCGAAUCAGGUUUAUUCGUAAUAUUAUACCGUACCAAGUGUGGAUUAUGUCAGGAAA